AUCGAUACCAGGUUCAGAAAAUUCAAAAUAAAUCAAUUUAUUUCAUAACUAACAUUAAAAAAACUUAUAUGUAAUAAAUCAGUGAUAAAUUGCCUUUUUCAUGGUAUUAAAAUAAUUUAUCUUAGAAAAUAAAUAUUUUUAUCACUAUCAGUUAAACUGAAUACAUAUCGAUAUUUUCGGCCGAUUUUGUGUUUACCAGCUGUUGACACGCGCUCGUCGCGUGUAUGUUGCAUGACCCCGUAUGCGGGUCAUUUAUCCUUAAUUAAUAUUCAUGAAAUUUUACAACCAAUCAGAAAACUGAUUGCACUUCACUCCAAAACUUUCGUCAUUCGCGUAUGUUUACAAACAAGAAAGUUGUGAUGACCUAAAGUCUCCGCCGUUUUGCGUAACAGAAAUUCGUAACUGAAGUUUUCCACCUGUGUAUCAAAGUCAACACUUCAGAAGCACCAUAUCUGGUUCCAGUAAAAUAAAAAUAAUGAAUAGUUGAAAAUGGAUGGUGAAUUUAUCGGUCCUUUUUGUAAAGAGCUUGGUUUACAAUUACAUACGAUUGCUGAUAUCAAACCUUUGACAAACUGUCACAUACUAAAUGGUGUUGUCUUAGAAUUGUAUACGCAAUACAGAAACAUUUCAAAAGUUGUUGAUGUGUUGGUACGUUUGAAUCCUGAACUUUCGACCAUCCAUGUAAAUACCUUGAAAUCUAGAAUCAACCGUAUUGUUGAAAUUAAAAAGAAACUGGUUUCGAAGAAAAAAGUAAAAGGUGUGACCUCAGUUGAUGACCUCAAACGACAAAUAUUUGAGAAUGUGCCAGUUAAAAAGAAACUGUAUGUAACCCCAUGUAAGAACUUGAACAAGUCUUGUGAGAAUUCUUCCGCAGAUCUUACAGAUGAGAUUGCGUUACUUAGUCCUAGAGGAAGUGAAAUAGACACGAUUCCUGUGAAACAAUCAAAUGAGAAUGUGAGAGACAAUGUGUCCCCUGAUAAUCUGAAUAGCCCUGAACCCCACAAUGUUGAAACUUUCAAUAAAAAUGAGAAGAAAUCCCUAAAUCUGUUUGACUAUGAAAUAAAAAAGAAGGCAAACUCUCUGCAACGUGUAGUGCAUGAAAUUGAAUCGGCGAAAGAACAUUUGAAAAGCCUAGAAAGCAGGAUCGGUCACUAUUCCGUCCGAAAUGUAAAUAAACGUGAUGAGACGGCAAAGCGGAAUUUGCAUUUAUUGCGGGAAACACAAAGACAGCUGCUGCGCCAGAAGAAACUAAAUGAUAGUGAUAGUGAAACAAUCAGUCAGUUAAAUGAAAAAAUUGAAACAUUGAAUUUAAAAUCAGGCAAUGAAAUUGAAAAGCAUGAACAAAAAAAAGUAAACGCUCAAAAAUCAGCCAGCUACUACAAAGUAAGGGCAUCAAAACUUAGAGAAAAACUGAAAAACGACAAUGAUGAACCCCUGAGAGCAUUGAGAACCAAACUUGCGGAAAAAGACGCAAAAAUACGAGAACUAGAAGCAAAUUACUUGAUUCUUCAAGAUGAAUUACGUGAAGGUAAAAUUGAAACGAGAACAAAAGAUGGAGCCUUCACUGAUAAUGUCCGGCUUUGUGUAGUUGAAUUAAGUGGUCUUGAAGUGGCGGUUGAAAAAAUCCCUGAAGUUGUAAGAACUGUUUCCAAACAUUUACAUGGUGUUGAUACAUGUAGGUCUGAUCUACCAUCAAGUACUACCGUCCAAGCUAUUGUUGAUGAAGGACAUUUCCUAGCUAAAACCUUUAUCUCCCAAAAGCUGUCUGAAACCGAGAACUGGGGUUUAAACCGCGAUGGCACAACCCGUAGAAAACAAAAGAUUCUUGACACUUCUGUCACAUUAGCAUCUGGAGAUAUCCUCAGUUUAGGGUUUACUAGAGUCGCCCAUGAAACAGCCGAAACAAUAAACAAUAUGACCAAAGACCAUGUUACUGAACUUGCAACGUUAAACCAAUGUCUAUCAACUGAUGAAAGCGUAGAACAUUUUGUGAAGGAAUCAUUAGGCAAGCUGGCCUUUACUAUGAGUGAUCGAGCCAGCAAUGAAAAGAAGGCAGACCGACUACUUGAUGAAUGGCGAGAUGAGGUCUUGAGCAACUGUGGUGAAACGCAACAAGAUAAGGUCCUUCAUUUCCAUUGCAUGGCCCACGUAUUACUUGGUUUUCAUAGAUACAUUUGUAAGGAUCUCAAAGAUCACGAGUCGAAGUUAACUGAACAAGAAGCGCUUGGACGUGAUGGACUCUCUGUGUUUUCAUGCUGGCGAACAAAAGGAACAGUAGUUGAAAGGGUCUUAUUGACAACAUCAGACGUAUUUGGCCCCUCUGGCGACCACCAUGGCGUAAGAGAUUUGUGGGAAGCCUACUGUGCUGCAAAUGCUAUCAAAUCAAUAAUAGGCAAUUACAAAGACAAUAGGUUUAACGCGUUGUUUCAAACGGCUGCCGAAAUAUUUCUACACAGAGCCCAUUUUAUCCAUGUCCUAGAAACUGUCAAAUCCCCAAAUUUAAAGCUGAAGUCUGUCAUUGCAGACCUGAAGGAUGAUCGUAUUUUUGCCAGCAUUCAAUGUCUUGGUCUUUUCUACCUGAGAGUCACUGGCCCAUAUUGGGCCCUUAUCACAAACUCCGAUGUCCCGUACCUAGAACUUCACAAGGAAGUGUCCGACAUGAGAGAUUACCUUGCGGUGUUAGAAACUGAUCCUGCUGCCAUUCUUCAGCGUAACAAGAUCUGGAAGGAUAUCCAUGUACAGUAUGAAAAAACUCUAUCAAGUUCCUUAGAGGAGCUAAAUGAAAAGAACAGAGAGGCUGUGUUUGAAUCAGUUAAACUUGUUGCAAAUGCCAUGACCAAAACAAUUGAAAAACAGUUAGUAGACUUCAUAGAAGAUGGAGCAUUUUCAGAUACCCCCUCAAAAGAAGACCUACAAAGAACCUUCUUCGCCCACUCAACAAACUUGGGUUGUGAGCACCAUUUUGGCGAUCUUGAUAGCAGUCAGCGCCGCAGGCCGAGUGCAUCAAUGCACCAUCAUUCCUCAGUGCAACUCCUUAAAAGAAAUAGAACAAAUUUAAUGAGCUGGAUUGCCGAUAUGCCAGAAAGUGAAAAAGAAGCACUGUUAAAAUCAGCAAGAAGCGGUGGAAAAAAAUUGCGUGAAAAACAUAGAAGACAGGAAAAAAAUGUCCUAAAUGAAAUAAAUGAAGAAAUGACCAAAAAAUGUGACAAAGUGAAAAGCAAACGCAAAGCCAAAAAUGACCUAAAUUCUAAAUGUGGUAAGACAAGAAAAUGUAAUGAAAAUUCCGCAGAAAAUGAACUUCUUGAACUUCUACCAAGCUUUGAUGAAAUAAAUCAAAAUGAAUAUGUAGCAAUUGCUUAUCAGGACAGAUGGUAUCCUGGUGUUGUGUUAACUGCACAAAAUGAAAAAAAAAUUCUUGUAAAAUUUAUGGCACCAACAAGGAAGCCCGGUUACUUCAUCUGGCCAGGUAGAGAAGACGUCCAAACAGUAGAACACACUUUUGUUUUAAAGGCUGGAUUUAUUCCAGAUUGUGUGAAUUCAGGCAGAAUGUGGUUCAUCAAUGACAGUCACUGUAUUCAAAAAAUAUUUGAGAAGUUCAAAAAUGUGUACUUUUGAAAACUGAAAACUUAUUGUAAAAUGGUUGUGCAAGAAAUGUAAGAGAUUUACAUAUUACAGAAACUUGUAAAGGUUGUAAAUGUAUAUAUAUUAUAUAGCUAUAAUGUGAAAACUGAUGUAAGAUUGUUAUGUGAGAAUCUGUAUGAUUAAAUGUAGACUUACUGUUUCAGGAAGUAAAAUAUUUCUGUGGAAUAUUUCUGUUUAGGGUAAAUGAUAUUGCACUUGUGUAUAUAUAAUGUGUCAUAAAAUGUAUCAUAUAAUUAAGGUAGAAUCAGCUACCUUUAGCAGGUCAUUACAUCAAAUAGCAAUUUAAUGUUUGAUUAUAUUGCAUAACUGUACACUGUUGAUUUUCUCUGUUGGUUUACAUUCAUGCAGAAAUGAAAUAUGAAGUGAAGAAAAAUAAACUUGAAAUUUUAUAUAUGCUUUGUUUACUGUGUUGGACACAGUUAGUGUCCUGCUAUAGUUAAUGCCCUUUAAAAAAAGCUUGUUAAAAGCAGUAGUAAAUGAUCUCUCUGCAUUCCAAAUUUCAUCAAAUUAUCUCAAAUAAUAAAAAAGUUAUGGUGUUUUUAGUAUUGACUUUGUCGAACAAGUAAAAGUUUCGGUGCCGUCUCCGCGCUCGCGUUUCCUUAUAAAGUAUACAGUAAAAAAUUCUGAAAAAGCGCGCAUUUUUACACAUUUGAAAUAACCAUAACUUUUUUAUUUUUUAAGAUAUUUUAAAAAAGUAAACUGUUCUGAAAAGCUCUAAACUAGCCCUGUCAA
This is a messenger RNA of Mercenaria mercenaria, 4374 nucleotides long. RefSeq lists its product as uncharacterized. Gene Ontology annotation, molecular function: 3'-5'-RNA exonuclease activity. Bases 490 to 3615 code for a protein of 1041 amino acids. The record is from RefSeq and is a predicted model, not a curated record. The transcript is spliced from 2 exons. Lineage: Eukaryota; Metazoa; Mollusca; Bivalvia; Venerida; Veneridae.